ACAUGAUUGAAACACAAAAUUAUGAAAUGCAUAUCUUGUUUGUAAUACGGUAGUAAAAAAAAAUCUUAGAUCAACAACAAGGAGAAUGCGAGAUUGAUAAUAAUAUGAUAAAUUCACAUAAUUGUUCACAAAAACGUUUAAAAUAUUUACAUCUCUUGCGUGUCCUUACAUGCUUGCCGUAGCAGCAGUAGUGUUGCCAAGUCAAUUGGAGCUACUUUUACACAUGCUUUUACAUUGUUUCCGCGGGUUAUUUGUGUAGUGCACGGGUUGAAGCGAAUUUUUUUUACCCACUGGCACGUAGGAAAUAGCCCGGAACAUUGGAAACACCCCAGAACGCUUUUUGACUAAUUUUGGCCGUGAUUGGGUUAAUUUUGAUUAGCAAUUUGGCUGGUUUUGUUGUGCAGACCUGGCAACCCUGUGUAGCAGAGCGCUGUUCUUGAGAAAAAAUGUCAAAUUUUAGGAAAAUAGCCAAGGUGGUGCUGCCCAUGGCAGUGCCUGGAGCCCUUGGCCUGAUGUCUGCCACUGUUUUCGCUGCAAGCGAGGCCAAAGAAAAUAACACCACCCUUAAGACUGAUGAGCUUUCACUCUAUAACACUCCUGAGUCCCAGCUGAGGUACGAGGAGCCCGAGGUUGGUCAUGUUGAGCAAGGUGUGGCAUCUCUGAGAAAGACAGCACAACCUUAUAUUUCAUGGUUUGAGGAAAAGACACAGUUUACCGUGGAGAAAGUACAGUCUUACUACAAGACUGUUGAGCCAGGAGUGAGUAACACUCAAAAUAUUGUAAAGGAUAUAUAUGCAUUUUUGAAUGACCCUCCAUCUGAGUUCUAUGCCAGUGUGGGUGUUAUAGGUUUUUCUGGAAUUCUGGGACUUUAUUUAGCCAAAGGCAGUACAAUCAAGAGACUGAUGUUCCCCACUGGGCUGAUGGCUCUCAGCGCCUCUAUGUUCUACCCACAACAUGCCGCCUCUGUUGCCAGGACCACAAAAGACUACAUAUUCUCCCGGGGUUCAGAAGGGCGAGUUGUUUUUGAGGAGCUGCUGAGAGGGAAGUCACCAUCCAAGGACAAAGUUGAGAAGACGCAUAAAUCAGACAGCCAAAAAUCAAGUUGAGACUAAGCAGUAAGUUUUGAGAAGUUCCUGUUUUGCACCUGGAUUGUGUUCUCUCAUCAAUGCACUGUAUUCGUUUUGUGGUUGUUGUUUUUUUUUGCUGUAUUAUGUUAUUGACUUGACUGCGUUUACUGAAACUGUAUAUUUAACCUUUUUCUGUGCAUUAUGUAAAUUAAAUUGACUUUAUAAAUGUACACUGCAACCAAUUGGACUGAACUGAAACAGAGAAUUACCUACUUGACCUGCACUGUGAAAUUUCUGAUACUUUUCAGCAGCUCAAUGACUUUCAGGUCUUACUGAUGGGUCCAAUUGUAUUUCCAGAGUAUCCUACACCAGUGUUGGCAUUGCAUUCUCUAGAGCUUUUCAGUAUCGUUUAACAAAGAUUUUAAACUUUCAUAAGUUUACAUUACAUUACCAUUUCACAAACUACGUUGAUAAGAAUCUGUCCCAUGAAACAUGAACUUGGCCUAGUCUGGACAUAAACAAAGGGACAUUCUCCAAAGUACAGCACCCUCCAGGAAACAAUCCAUUCUCUGUUCAUUUACAGUACAGUGCACUAUGCUUUUACUCUUUUACCCUUAUGACUUGCACAUUUGUUGUGGGAGGAAUGCCAGAAGGUGUUAUCUUAUGCUUAAAAUGAAAUACCAAUACUUUAGAUUUUUUCUUUUAUUUUCAAUGCAUUCAACGAAUAAAUGACUAUUGAUAAGUUAAUCU
This is a messenger RNA of Pimephales promelas (fathead minnow), 1817 nucleotides long. It is a transcript of the gene apoob, whose product is annotated as apolipoprotein O, b. Gene Ontology annotation, cellular component: MICOS complex. The record is from RefSeq and is a predicted model, not a curated record. NCBI's taxonomy places the organism in Eukaryota, Metazoa, Chordata, Actinopteri, Cypriniformes, Leuciscidae. Gene Ontology annotation, biological process: cristae formation.